AAACGCGCGGCGUGACCAUCUUUAUUCCAUGAGUUAUUCUUCCCUUAAGACGUGAGAUAAAUCGGAGCCAGGUGUUGAAGGUACCGAUUCUCGGGCAAGGGAGAGCGGCAGCGGGUGAAAGUGGGGCUAGCUACCCGCCCAACCUCUCACCACUAAACUCAGUGCAUGGAUUCAUCCAUUUGGAUGAGACCUGUCCUCAGCGAGUCAACAACUCGAGACAAUACGCUCACUAUCCUAUCUCCCUAAUUUCCGGCAUAGAACUUCCACUGGAAACAUGUCGUGGGAUUCUAAGUCGGCGUUACAUCGCCGACAGAGCAGCAACGCUGGCGCCCCCAAGACGCUACCUAUUCACACUCGCGAACAGCCGGAAGUAACAAUCCAGCCCAAAUCAAGCCAUGUAGCCGACGACUUUCUGCAGAGCUUCCUGGAUCCUUCUUUUGAUCCAGCAGCAUAUCUGAAUGCUACUCUGCCACCGCUUCAACAUGGCAGCUACCACUCUUCACGAAGCAAUGGCAACGGUCAGGCCGUACCGCUGGCCGACUUGUCCAAUGAGGCGCAAGCGCUGCUGUCCCAGCUCAACAUCCACACGACGAGGCUUUCCGGCACGUUGACCCAGUUGACGGACGACAUCCUCCGGAGCGGUAGCCGACUCGCCUACGAAGUCGAGCUUCUCCGAGGUGAGACCCUGAGUCUUGCUGAGACGAUGAAUGAGACGCUGCAGGAGGACAUCAAGAAGUUCGCGCCGAGUGGUGUGGAUCAGGAGGCUAAGGAAGCGGUACCCAAGGCCGUGGAUGGGCAAGAGAGGAGGGAAUCAGUAGGCGCCAGCAAGGCCGGCGACGACGAAGCUACGGCCACAGAGGGCAAGGCGGAAACCUCAGAACCACCCUACAUCAACCAGCUGCGGACGCUGACGGUGGUCCGCUCCCGCCUCGACACCGUCAUCAAGACCUUUGGCAACGCCAUGGAAUUUGUCUUCCCGCCGUCGGAGCUCUCGGUCAGCUCGUCCUUCCUGUCGGUCUCGGCGCCCGACCCGGGAGCGGAGCAGCACAGCACGGAGGAGAAGGGCCAGCAGGUGCUGCAGGGUCUGCGGGACGAGAUCUCGCAGCUGCUGACCAAGUCGGAGGAUUCCGUCAAGGGCAUCGAGAAGGCGGCGCAGCGGAUCGAGGAGCUCAAGGAGCUCAACAAGGUGUGGAAGGGCACGGCGGAGGAGAAGGGCAGGACAAAGUUUAUUGAGAGCCUGGCCAAGAUGGUGGAAGACCGGCAUCGGGACCUCAUGAGAGAGGUUGAUCAGGCGAGCAGGAGGGACGGGAACGAGGGGCGGGCGAGGAAGGGGAGUGUUCAUGCCGAUGCAGCGGAGGCCAAGACGUAUCUAGGGGGUUAUGGCUUGAUGAGCCAGCUUCAGAAGCUCAGAAACGGGUUGUAAAUAUCAUAGUUGAUGAGGUAGUCCAUCUCGCGGGGCUUUGCAUGCAGGCGGUGAAGCACUGGAUCCUGAGUUUUGGCAAUGAGAGCUCAUAAUCUAUAAGCUCAUUAAGGUGAAGAUGGUGGAACACAAGACAGUGGUGAGAGGUUCAGUCUUUUGUUGUGUCCUAUCUCGAUUUAUCUUACAUCUAUUGAAUGCAAAGCCUUCCCUAAGUAUGCCUUAUAACUUAAGAGUGUUCGUCUCAUAAAUCUUCCGGGUGGAGG
Messenger RNA from Colletotrichum acutatum, 1683 nucleotides. RefSeq lists its product as uncharacterized. The record is from RefSeq and is a predicted model, not a curated record. The transcript has a single exon. The coding region runs from base 275 to 1423 and encodes 382 amino acids. NCBI's taxonomy places the organism in Eukaryota, Fungi, Ascomycota, Sordariomycetes, Glomerellales, Glomerellaceae.